AUGUGCUUGGUAACUGCGCAGACGGUGUGCUCGGUAGCCGCACAGACUAUGUGCUCGAAGGAGGGGGAGCUGCCGGUUAUAUCCCGGGAGGAGGGGGAACUGCCGGUUUUAUCAUGGGAGGAGGGAGCUGCCGGUUAUAUCGCGGGAGAAGGGGGAGCUGGCGGUUAUAUCGUGGGAGAAGGGGGAGCUGGCGGUUAUUUCGUGGGAGGAGGGGUCGCUGCGGUUAUAUCGCAGAAGGAGGGGAACUGCCGGUUUUUUCGCAGGAGGGGGGAGCUGGCGAUUAUAUUGCGGGAGGAGGGGGAACUGCCGGUUUUAUCGCGGGAGGGGGGAGCUGCCGGUUAUAUUGCGGGAGGAGGGGGAGCUGGCGGUUAUAUCGCAGAAGGGGGGGGCUGCCGGUUUUACUGCGGGAGGGGGGAGCUGGCGGUUAUAUCGCAGGUGCAGGGGGAGCUGCCGGUUUUAUCGCGGGAGGAGGGGAAACUGCCGGUUAUAUCGCGGGAGGGGGAGCUGGCGGUUAUAUCGCAGAAGGAGGGGGAACUGCCGGUUUUACCGUGGGAGGGGGGAGCUGGCAGUUAUAUCGCGGGAGGAGGGGGAGCUGCCGGUUUUAUUGCGGGAGGAGGGGAAACUGCCGGUUAUAUCGCAGAAGGAGGGGGAGCUGGCGGUUACCUCGCAGAAGGAGGAGCUGCCGGUUAUAUCGUGGGAGGAGUGGGAACUGCCGGUUUUAUCGCAGGAGGAGCUGCCGAUUUUAUCGCGGGAAGAGGGAGAGCUGCCGGUUAUAUCGCGGGAGAUGGGGGAGCUGCUGGUUUUAUCGGGGGAGGAGGGGGAGCUGCUGGUUUUAUCGGGGGAGGAGGGGGAACUGACAGUUUUAUUGAGGGAGGAGGGGGAGCUGCCGGUUAUUGA
Spea bombifrons (plains spadefoot toad) is the source of this 897-nucleotide messenger RNA. Its product is annotated as PE-PGRS family protein PE_PGRS33-like. The coding region runs from base 1 to 897 and encodes 298 amino acids. Lineage: Eukaryota; Metazoa; Chordata; Amphibia; Anura; Pelobatidae. The record is from RefSeq and is a predicted model, not a curated record. The transcript is spliced from 2 exons.